Molecule: messenger RNA, 2111 nt
Organism: Melanotaenia boesemani (Boeseman's rainbowfish)
Lineage: Eukaryota; Metazoa; Chordata; Actinopteri; Atheriniformes; Melanotaeniidae
Product: collagenase 3-like
Exons: 13
Coding region: 19-1527 (502 amino acids)
Biological process (GO): proteolysis; extracellular matrix organization; collagen catabolic process
Cellular component (GO): extracellular matrix
Molecular function (GO): metalloendopeptidase activity; zinc ion binding
Source: RefSeq, a predicted model, not a curated record
GUUGUCAAGGCUGCUUUUAUGAGGGACGAUUGGAUAAACAGAAGAAAAUAUUUUAACAAUAUGCAUCUUGCUGAUUCUGGGAUACUGCUGCUGGCUUGGUUAACUACGUGCAAUGCAGCACCUAUUUUUGCUCCAUGGAUCUCAGCUGAGGACGAAGAUCUGGCAAAGAAAUACCUCUCUCAGUACUACUCUGAUGCUCAGACGAGUCCCUCAGUAAAAAGUAUUACUGAAAACUCCUUCCGUGAAACUCUUCGGAGCAUGCAGGCCUUUUUUGGCCUGGAGGUGACAGGUGUCUUAAAUGAUAAAACCUUGGAAGUGAUGAGGGCUCCUAGGUGUGGUGUGACAGACGUUUAUAAAUUUAAACACAUGUCUGGAAGACCAAAGUGGGAGAAAAGCUUGAUCACAUACAGAAUCACUCAGUACACCAGGGAUCUGACGCAGAGUCAGGUGGAUGCAACCAUUGCUCAGGCCUUCCAGCUCUACAGUGAUGUCAUCCCACUGGAUUUCCAACAGAUCUACUGGGGUACUGCAGACAUUGUGAUCCUCUUCCAGAGUGGAUUUCAUGGAGAUCAUGAUCGUUUUGAUGGACCAGGAGGCACGUUGGCUCAUGCCUUUGGUCCUGGACAGAAUGAGGGAGGAGAUGCACACUUUGAUGAGGAUGAAACUUGGACUUUAACCCAUUUAGAUUUUAAUCUGCUGCUGGUGGCGGCCCAUGAGUUCGGCCAUUCUCUGGGCCUGGAUCACUCCAGUGACAAAAGUGCGUUGAUGUUCCCCAGCUAUCAAUAUGUCAACACAUAUGGAUACAGGCUGCCAGACGAUGAUAGACGUGGGGUUCAAGCACUUUAUGGAUUCAGACAACCUACUGGCCCACAACCUGGACCAGACCCAGUCCCUCUGCCCAACCCACAAAACCAACAAUGCAGUCCAGAGCUGGUGUUUGAUGCUGUUACCUCCAUAUGGGGAGAUCUUUUCUUCUUCAAAAACGGAUACUUCUGGAGGAGGAGUACUGGUUUUCCAAAAAUUAGAUUUUCAAAAGUGAGUACAACAUGGCCCCAAAUCAAUCAUGUGGAUGCAGCUUUUGAAGUCCCAAACAGGCAUGUGGCAUAUUUCUUUGAAGGUAAUCAAUACUGGGGCAUCACAGCUUAUGACAAGACAAUAAUACCAGGCUUUCCACAGCCUAUCACCAACUUUGGCCUCCCCUCCUACGUUAAUAAGGUGGAUGCUGCUGUCUAUGAACCAACAACAGGAAGAGCACUGAUGUUUGUGAAUAACCAAUAUUGGAGCUAUAAUUACAACCGGAACCGACUGGACUAUGGAUACCCACGAUACAUCUCGCUGGAUUUUCCGGGGAUUGGCUUCAAAGUUGACGCAGCCUUUGAGAAUCUUGGAUAUCUGUAUUUUAUCGAAGGUGCCAGACAGAGCGAGUACUACCUGCCAUAUAGGAGUGUAACACGUGUGAUGUUCAACUAUGAAUGGCUCUGUGUCACUGACAUUGGAUACUACAGCAGAGAGUGUUGGUGGUGUUAGGUUGGGUGUGGGGCCAUGGCUGUCUUUCUGCUGUGAAAAAGGUUCCUUUGAACACUCCCAGCCGUGCCUGCACCCACCAGCUCGGAGUGGCGUUUUCGAGGAAGCAUUAACCUCCUGUAAUUCCUGCCUGUCUGGCCAUUCACCCACACUGUAAACCUGGAUUCUGUUUAGAUACAAACUUUGUAGAGAUUAAUAAUUAUUUUAUGUUUUAUAUAAACAGUGUCUCAUUACUAAACCAAAUCAGUUGUUUUAAAAUAGUUUUCAACAUUGUGAAGUGUAUAAUAAUGAUUAACAAAGAUAACGUAGCAUGAUUGUCAUGCUUGCACCCUCCUCGUGGGUGCUCUCCUCUUCACCUGAGUUCUGAUCACUGGCCACAACACUACAAUACCCACAAUCCCUCAGCUUCGGACAUCUUGGACACACCUGCCGUGAAUCACAAUCAUCAUCAGUGUACACCUGGUCUUCUCCCUACAAAAGCCCCAGUCCUGGACUACUGCUUUGUGUGUUAUUCUGCCUUAUGGUUGCAUUCUGCGCAUCUUCUGUGUUUACCUUUGAAGCUUUAUUAAAGCUUGAAUUCAGUGUUA